Caenorhabditis elegans is the source of this 1303-nucleotide messenger RNA. RefSeq names its product F-box domain-containing protein (gene F56F10.2). Lineage: Eukaryota; Metazoa; Nematoda; Chromadorea; Rhabditida; Rhabditidae. The transcript has 11 exons. The coding region runs from base 140 to 1273 and encodes 377 amino acids. The record is from RefSeq and is marked reviewed.
CAUCGAUUGACGAAGAGAGGCUCACUUGUGCUCAGCUCUUUAAUGUUCCCGUGUUUUGCUGUUUGACUGGAGAUUCUUUUGGGAAUUAGUUUUUCUGCAAAGCAGACCGAAACGGUGGAGGAACGGUAACGCUUUCUACAUGAUAAGCGUCACCGUCGCUGCUCAAGGGAAGCCGAAACGAUUAUUUGGAGGAAAUUUCAGAGCAUACGGCAGCGGUCGCCUUUCAAUAUGUGAACUAGAAAAAGACCCAAACGCCUUGAAAAGCGAUGAAAAAAAAUUCUCAUCUUCAACGGUCAAGGUUUUCUUAUUUGUGAACAAACUUUUCGAGCUGCUCACAACAAUUCUUCAUUAUUGCAUGCCGUACUUGUUCACACAGAAACAGCAGUGGUAUCGUCCAGCUGUGCAAAAAGAGGAAAUAAUUGUAGAGCCGAUUGCUCAGGAUUUUGAAAGCCACAUUCUGGCAGAUGUAUUCAAGUAUUUGGAUAUUGAUGACCUGUUGAAUUGUAAAUUGGUAUGCUGGAAAUGGAACGCUACAAUUGGAGAAAAUGCGUCCGAACUUGCUAGAACCAGAACUGACCAGAUAAGAAUUUUGUUCGAUGAAGGCGAAGUUGUGGUAUAUCCAAUUGACGAAAAGAGAUGUCCAGUCAGGCAUCCGCUUCCACCAUUACAGGUUCUCCGAAACCGGCUGCGCCAUUUAACCACACAAUCUUUAUUUGUCCGUGGCUUGAUUCCGGUGGAAUCCGGCCCAGUUUUACGGUUACUUUUAAGCUUGACACUUCAACCACAACAAAUGUAUUUUAUCUGGAGCAAGUUUUCAGCUGAUUCCAUAUUUUUGUUUGAAGAACUGGUAAAACAAAACUCAGAUACUGUAACAGACUUUGGACUAGAGGAAUGUUCCCCUUCACAUCUACUCACUGAUCGUCUUCUCUCGCCAAUUCUGAAAAAUUUAACAUCUCUCCGUUUGUGGAACAACGGGAAAGGAUCACAUUAUGGUGUGACGGAUGACACGCUAAUUCGAAUCAACGACGCAAUUCUAAAUGGAUCUCCAGUGGAAACCAUUGAUCUAGGCACAUGCUUCCUAUCAAGUGAAGCUGUAUCCCAAAUUGUGCAAAGCUGGGAGCAAACUUCAACCAGCGACUUGACCAUCAUGUUGAGUCAUUGUUAUCCGGUCAACAAACCGGAUGUGAUCCGACUUCUACAGGAUCGUAAUAUCACACUGAAGAAAAAUCAACAAUUACAUUCCAAGAACCAUAUGCUGACACUUGUCUGUUAAUGAAGAUUAUAAUAAAGAAUCAACACGUUA